This is a messenger RNA of Naumovozyma castellii, 1788 nucleotides long. RefSeq names its product Cdh1p (gene CDH1). Bases 1 to 1788 code for a protein of 595 amino acids. Lineage: Eukaryota; Fungi; Ascomycota; Saccharomycetes; Saccharomycetales; Saccharomycetaceae. The transcript has a single exon. The record is from RefSeq and is a predicted model, not a curated record.
AUGGUAGGUAGUUUAGGAAAUCCGUUUAUGAACAAUACACCUUCAUCUUCACCAGUAAAAGACUCGGAGAAUAAUCGUGUCUCUAAGAGACCAGUCUCGAACCUUUCUUCGUCAUCGACAUCCGUUCUAUCAUCCCCAUCAAGAAGACCAAGAACUUCAGGUUCUGUAAUAUAUUCAGAUCGAUUCCUUCCGAAUAGGACAGCAGUAAACCUAAAUGCCAUAACCUCGAUAGGAAACCCAGUCAAUUUGGCCCCACACAAUACCUCUAAAACAGAGGAUCAAGUAGAGAUACAGAAAGAAAGACAGUCACAUGCUACUUUUGAUGCCAUCUUAAAGAAUGAACUGUUUGGAGAGAUGUUGCAAAAGGAUACCAUUGGGUCUGAAAGCAGUAUAGGCAGAAUUCAAAAUACACGACCAGGAACGGCGGAUGCUUUUAGGAGCACGUACCCGUCAGAAAGAAGUAGCCAUUCUAAUAGUGGUGCGAGAUUUCAGAAUUCAAGUGACAACAACAUUCAAUCUAAUGAUUAUAGCGAAAGCGAAGCAGGAGAUGGUGCAGCAACCCCUCCCGAUGCUGAGAUAAUGGAAUAUUCAUCAUCCACAUCAGUACCUGUUACUCCGAGCCGUUUAUUUAGUACAGUGAAUGAUGACCUGUAUAGACCAUCUACUGCAACAGCCCGUGGGGCAAGUUUAUUGACUUACAGUGAAAGAACUGGGAGGAGGACUUCCGUAUCUUCUUUAAUGCAGUCACAGUUUUUUGAUUCGCUAUCACCUGUACGACCAGAUUCUAAACAACUUCUGUUAUCCCCAACUAAAAAAUUUAGGCAAAUUGCCAAAGUACCCUAUAGGGUAUUGGACGCACCAUGUUUGGCAGAUGAUUUUUAUUAUGAUCUUAUCGACUGGUCAUCGACAGAUAUAUUAGCUGUCGGGUUAGGCAAGUCUAUUUUCUUAACAGAUAAUGGUUCAGGUGAAGUGGUACAUCUAUGUGAUACGGAAAAUGAAUACACUAGUUUAAGUUGGGUGGGAGCAGGCUCUCAUUUAGCUGUUGGGCAGGGAAACGGUCUUGUUGAAAUUUAUGAUGUUGUAAAAAGAAAGUGUGUAAGAACUUUAUCUGGCCAUGUCGAUCGAGUGGCAUGUUUAUCCUGGAAUGGCCACAUUCUAACCUCGGGGAGUAGGGACCAUAAUAUCCUUCAUAGAGAUGUUAGAAUGCCGGAUCCAUUUUUUGAGCGUCUUAAUACUCACUCUCAGGAGGUAUGUGGAUUGCAGUGGAAUACGGAAGAGAAUAAAUUGGCGUCAGGUGGCAAUGAUAAUGUCGUUUGUGUUUAUGAUGGGACUUCAAGAAAUCCAAUGAUUAAAUUCAUAGAACAUAAGGCGGCUGUUAAGGCCCUGGCGUGGUCGCCACAUAAGAGAGGAAUUUUGGCUACUGGUGGUGGUACUGUUGAUCGAAGAUUAAAGACUUGGAAUGUGAAUACAUCAAUGAAAUUAAGUGACGUUGACACCGGUUCCCAAGUUUGCAAUAUGAUUUGGUCAAAAAAUACAGAUGAGAUUGUAACUUCACAUGGGUAUUCAAAGUACCAUUUAACACUUUGGGAUUAUCCUACGAUGAACCCUGUAGCAAUAUUAAAAGGCCACAGUUUCAGAGUAUUACAUCUGACACUGUCAGCAGAUGGGACCACUGUGGUUUCUGGUGCUGGUGAUGAGACAUUGAGAUAUUGGAAGCUAUUUGAGAAAUCAAAACCUAGAGCCAAACCGGAUUCUAUCAUACUAAAUGCCUUCAACCAAAUACGAUAG